CAUAUGCUUUCACUUGACAAUUCUGCAUGUAUAUAGUUUGAGCUGCUACGAAACGCACUUGAGGGGCCUUGUGCUGUGCGAAUUGCGCUGCUCACAUACAGUAAUUCCCGGCAAUACGGCGACAUGGAGACGCCAAUGAAAACACUACCAAACCUUCUGCUUACUCGCUUGCACUCGGAACACAGCGAGCAGUCACAAGGUCCAGCGACGCCUUAUACCGAGGACGUCCCCGAAAUCAUCAACGUGGAGGAAGACACGGGGAGUGAGGAGGAAGAUGAGCCCGAGACGUCCAACGUGUUCACACGCAGCCAGGUGUUUGUGGUGGCGGCGGUUUCCAAGGCUGUGCAGGGCUACCGGCCAGCGGUGGUGCUGGACGGGCACCUUGCGGAGCUGGCGGCGGCGCCCAGUGGCGCAGGCUUCACGCUGACUGCUGUGGGCUCGGACCAGCAGCUCAGCUUCAAGUACGAGCCGCCCAGCCCCAAGUUCACACGCAAGCGCCCGCACGCGCUGUCGUACAGGCUGCAGCUGCUUCAGGGCAGCCAGUUCCUGUACUCCAUGAGGGGGCUGCCCACGGUCAUGCGCUGCCAGCGCAACGCGCGCGCGCUGGAGUGGGGGCCCGCGCACGUGGUGUUUGCCUACGCCGAGGACAUGGAUCUGUUCCUGGCCACCCUCAAAUACGUGGAGGCCAGCGAGGUGGGAACCAGCACCAGCGGCGGGGCGCCGCCGGAGGCGCUCAGCCCGGGGCAGGCGGCGCCGCAGCCGGGCGCCCGCGCCUCCCUGAUGGGCACCAGCCGCCGCCAGCUCAACUCCAGCGAGGGCGGCGUGGCGUCCAUGCUGUGGGGCGCAGACGCCGCGGCGCUGUGGAUGAGCGCCAAGCCGAGGCCCGCAGGCGCCAGGAAUGGCGGCGGCGCUGGCGCGGCGGCGGCGCCGGCGGCGGCUGGGGGGCUGCUGGGCGCUGUCAGCGCAUUGGCGCGACAGCUGCGGGAGCAGCCGGCGGCGGCGACGGCAGCGGCGGCUGCGGCGGCGGCGAUGGUGGUGGCAGCGGCAGCGUAUCUGCUUGGGGGGCGGCGGGGCCGUCGGUAGGGCGUCAGGCUUGGGCUGCUGCGGGGGCUGCUGCGGCUGCUGCUGCGACAGCUGCAGUGCGUGGGCGGGGGCAGCGGGAGGCUGGCCUGGCCCGGCACUAGGAAUUUUGGAAACGAGCGCGACGAGUUCGAGGGAUGUCGAAGUUGGGAAGCGCUGUGGGAAGCGCCGGGCUGCUGGAAUUGCGUACAGACUCAGAGCCGCUGGCUUGCCCGCCUCUGGAACUUACUUGCAACUGGUAUGAGCAAGGUUUAAUCCCCGCACAAAUAUCGCAAGGAAUAUCAAGCGGCGCAGAAGCGUCGGCAGUUAGUUUUUGACCGCCAGUUAAAGUUGCGACAGGUUGCGAAGUCUACCUUUUUAUGUACUCGGUGCCGCGCCGCGCCUUGCUCGCGCGAGCGCAGGAGAGGGCAGUCGUUCCAGACGGCGCAGCGUAAUUCAAUAUACUUGCAACACGCCCAGGCUGCGCACGACUGCCCCCAACAGUCCGAGCGAGCAAAUGGACGCCGCAACGCAGUGUCUGAUGAAUACAAGAAGAUUCAUUUGAAUCUCAGAAGUUAAGGGAUGUCAAUUUCUGUUGCCGUCGCGCCUGCUGAGGAGACAGCGGGGACUAGUGUCGAAUUAUGACU
Molecule: messenger RNA, 1706 nt
Organism: Chlamydomonas reinhardtii
Lineage: Eukaryota; Viridiplantae; Chlorophyta; Chlorophyceae; Chlamydomonadales; Chlamydomonadaceae
Exons: 8
Coding region: 124-1083 (319 amino acids)
Source: RefSeq, a predicted model, not a curated record